UGCUUAGCUAUAUUCUUUGAUUGCCACUCAUAUUGGGAUGGGGGUUAUGCACAAUAAAGCGAGGAGCAAAUUCCAAACAAACCAAGAAUUAAGAUUCCUAAACUCCAGAGCCAGAUUACUCAAACCUUUACCAUUUCUCCUUCUCCUUGCAAAAAAGACAUGCAAUAGAACUUUGUCUCCAAGGUCCAAAUUGAAAAAACAAAGAGGGAAAACGCCAUAACGUUUUCAUCGAUCACAAACAAAGAAAAACCUUGUUGUCUCGAUGAAUUCUUCCAUGUCUCCAUUCUACUAGCCCCCUUUAAAUUUGGCAUCUCUUACUCUCUUCUUCUUCUUCUUCUUCUUCUUCUUGCAGGCACAAAGCAUGGACUCAGACCCACCAUUCCACCAGACCUACAAGGACCUCGUCAACAACACCAUCGAAUCCAAUGAUAACGAGCUUGUUAUUGUUGAGGAACAGGAGCUUCCCUUGAUUGAUCUAGGCCGUUUGUCCAUGGACGACAAAGAGGAAAGAGAAGGGUGCGAGAGAGAAAUAGUUAGGGCUUCGGAAGAUUGGGGUUUUUUUCAAAUUAUAAACCAUGGUAUCUCCAAAGAUAUAUUGGAGAUGAUAAGAGAGGAGCAAGUUAAGGUUUUCAAGCAACCUUUUAGCAAGAAGUGCAAGGAAGACAAAUACCUCAAUCUGUCCGCCGGAAGUUACCGGUGGGGAACGCCGACGGCUACAUGCCUAAAGCAGUUGUCUUGGUCUGAAGCUUUUCACAUUCCCAUAACUGAUAUUUCCGGUGCUGCUGGAGUUAAAGGGACUACUCUCAGUUCAACAAUGGAACAAUUCGCUACAACAUUAGCAGGACUCGCGCUAAAAUUAGCAGAAAUCUUGGCAGAGAAAUUGGGUCAACAAUCGACUUUCUUCCAAGAAAAUUGCUUGGCAAAUACUUGCUAUCUUCGAAUGAACAGAUACCCAUCAUGUCCAGUCCCUGCAGAGGUAUUUGGUCUAAUGCCGCACACAGAUAGUGACUUCCUAACCAUAUUGCAUCAAGAUCAGGUUGGAGGAUUGCAAUUGGUUAAAGAAGGAAAAUGGAUUGCAGUUAAACCUAAACCAGAAGCCCUGAUCGUUAACAUUGGCGAUUUAUUUCAGGCAUGGAGUAAUAAUGUCUACAAGAGUGUGAAACACAGAGUGGUGACUAAUCCUUGGAGGGAAAGGUUCUCAAUUGCAUAUUUCUUAUGUCCUUCAUAUGAGACAGUAAUUCACAGUUGUUGCGAGCCUGCAAUUUAUAGGAAGUUUACCUUUAGGGAAUAUAGACAGAAGGUCCGCGAGGAUGUUCAGAAAUAUGGUUACAAAGUAGGACUUCCUAGGUUUCAAAUUAAUUGCACAGACUGAAUAUUAUUACACAAUAUAUAGUGCUUACAUUUGUGAUAUUAAAUAAGGACUACCGUA
Rubroshorea leprosula is the source of this 1429-nucleotide messenger RNA. NCBI's taxonomy places the organism in Eukaryota, Viridiplantae, Streptophyta, Magnoliopsida, Malvales, Dipterocarpaceae. The record is from the annotation of a GenBank genome assembly.